CACAUCUAUCUAUAUCUAUGUACUCACUCUAUGCUCCACUCAGCUUUAACUUUCUUCAUCACACUAUAAAGUCUUCCUAUCACCUCUCUCUUUCUAUCAACUCAACUUAAUCCAAUCACUUUGGAACUCAGUUCCAUUUCUUCUUCUUAAUAUUCAACAAACUUACCAAACUUGUUUUGGUUUCCAAUAACAUAUUAUAUAAUGGCAACUUCUGUGACAAUUGUUGGAGCCAUUAACAUGGCACAGUUGAAAUUGAAUGGCUCUAGCAGUGGAGUUCCUAUGACAAAUUCAGCAUUUUUUGGAACAAGCCUUAAGAAAGCGAGAUCUGCGAUUUCCAGCCAGAAGAGUUUGUCUGGUAAUUUUAAGGUUUCGGCAAAAAUUGACUAUAAUGAGGAGAAGCAGACCUCAAAGGACAGAUGGGCUGGGCUUGCUUAUGACACCUCGGAUGACCAACAGGAUAUCACUAGGGGAAAGGGAAAGGUGGACAGUGUCUUUCAAGCUCCAAUGGAUGCUGGAACUCACUAUGCUGUCAUGAGCUCCUAUGAUUAUAUCAGUACUGGUCUUCGCCAGUACAAUAUGGACAACACAGUUGAUGGCUUGUAUAUUGCACCUGCAUUUAUGGACAAGCUUGUUGUUCACAUCACUAAGAACUUUCUCAACUUGCCAAAUAUUAAGAUUCCUCUCAUAUUGGGCAUUUGGGGAGGCAAAGGUCAAGGAAAGUCAUUUCAAUGUGAGCUUGUAUUUGCCAAGAUGGGAAUCAGCCCUAUAAUGAUGAGUGCCGGAGAAUUGGAAAGUGGAAAUGCAGGAGAGCCUGCAAAGUUGAUUAGGCAAAGGUACCGUGAGGCGUCCGACAUUAUCAGAAAAGGAAAGAUGUGCUGUCUCUUCAUCAAUGAUCUUGAUGCAGGAGCUGGUAGAAUGGGUGGCACUACUCAAUACACAGUCAACAACCAGAUGGUAAAUGCAACCCUCAUGAACAUUGCUGACAACCCUACCAAUGUUCAACUUCCCGGUAUGUACAACAAAGAAGAGAAUGCCCGCGUCCCUAUCAUCGUCACUGGCAAUGACUUCUCUACGUUGUAUGCUCCUUUAAUUCGUGAUGGACGUAUGGAAAAAUUCUACUGGGCACCUACUCGUGACGAUAGGGUUGGUGUCUGUCAAGGUAUUUUCAGGACAGAUGGUGUCCCUAAGGAUGACAUUGUCAAGAUUGUCGACACAUUCCCUGGACAGUCAAUUGAUUUUUUUGGUGCCUUGAGGGCGAGAGUGUAUGACGAUGAGGUCAGGAAUUGGAUAUCUGGUAUCGGUGUGGAGAGUAUUGGGAAAAGGCUUGUGAAUUCAAAAGAGGGACCUCCAACUUUUGAGCAACCAAAGAUGACUAUUGACAAACUACUAGAGUAUGGAAAUAUGCUUGUCCAAGAACAAGAGAAUGUGAAGAGGGUCCAAUUAGCUGACAAAUACCUUAGUGAGGCAGCUCUUGGAGAUGCAAAUGACGAUGCUAUCAAGACUGGAAACUUCUAUGGACAAGGAGCUCAGCAAGUUCCUUUACCUGUCCAAGAAGGUUGCGCUGACCCUUCUGCAGAAAACUAUGAUCCGACAGCCAGAAGUGACGAUGGAAGUUGCACAUACACUUUUUAGUUGAUUCUUAAGUUUGUAAGGCGAGUGAUGCAUUUCCUGGACCCAACUCACCUUUACAGUUUGGUUAUGCUUUAAUCCAAGACACUGUGUUUAAAAGGGAUAUCAAUGAUGACAACCAUGUUGGAAUUGACAUCCACAGCAUGAUGUGCAAUACUUCUGCAGCAGCAGGGUUCAAUCAAACAAGAUCUCAAUCUCAAAAGUGGGAAACUGAUUCUAAAUUUGAUUGAUAAUUAUGAUUUUGCUCAAAGUACAAAUCUAGACAUACAAGAUAUAGCCCCUUGCACCACCUCUAGUAUGCAUCAUCCCUUACCUCAUACAAACCACCAUAGUGACAUACAACCACCAAACACUUAUGUUGACAUUUUAUUUCUUGCAUUCUCGUUGCUUUUCAUCAUUUCUAUUUCAAUUACACUCCAGCCAUACCAGUUGUGCAUUCAUAGUUUCUUGUAUUAGUUGGAUUUUUCUUCACCAAGAGUUUGUAUUUUGUCUUUUUGGAAACAUUCACAAUACUGCAAUUUGUUUCUAAUAAAUAGAAUACUUUCUUUCUGA
This is a messenger RNA of Medicago truncatula (barrel medic), 2181 nucleotides long. RefSeq names its product ribulose bisphosphate carboxylase/oxygenase activase, chloroplastic. Gene Ontology annotation, cellular component: chloroplast stroma; thylakoid. The coding region runs from base 202 to 1632 and encodes 476 amino acids. The transcript is spliced from 7 exons. Gene Ontology annotation, molecular function: ATP binding; ATP hydrolysis activity; ribulose-1,5-bisphosphate carboxylase/oxygenase activator activity. The record is from RefSeq and is a predicted model, not a curated record. NCBI's taxonomy places the organism in Eukaryota, Viridiplantae, Streptophyta, Magnoliopsida, Fabales, Fabaceae.